GUAAUUUUGAAAUGUGUGUAUUAAUUUUUUUUCUCAAUGUACUCCGAUAAUAUGUACCGGGCUUUUUUCCUGAAUUAAUUCGAUGAACGAUACGCUCACGUACAUCCGGGCACGAUGCGUCAAUCAAACGACGCGUUUCAUCAUCCAUCCCCACCAUGCAACCUCCGUUGCGAACCGGCGUGUACUCUGCCACUUUCCUUCGUCUCUUCACUUCAUCGCGUGCUCCGUCUUCUUCUCGUAUUCUCUUUCUCCUUUUGGCGCGCGUCCGAUUUAGUUCAACCGAACAUCAACCGGUCAGUAGUCGGUAGUCAGCCGACAGUUCUCAUCGGAUCUCGAUAUGUGAUCGUCUCUCUGCCGGAAUUCUCCAGAUGUCUCGAAAAUUUCGCCCGCUCGUUCGAGACCUUAAGAAAGAUUCUGGGAGAUCGUGCUUUCCCUUGGAGCGGAUCUCCCGAGCCCGGCCGACCGAUUGAUCCAAGAUCGAUCCUAAAAAUCAAGAGGAAAAUCAGAGAUCGAUCAUCAUGCAGCAGGAUCGACAGCCGCGAAAGAGGAACGUCAUCGCUAUAGAACUCGCCGAUCACACCCGACGUCACGUCGAGCCGUCUCGCGAAUUGAUAAAUUGAAGUCACCGACAAAUUAGCAUCCCUGUGAUCAGGAUCCCGAGGUAUAAGUUGAAGAGAGAAUAGAGACGUCGGCGUUAAUCCGAUGAUCGAGAAUCGACGCGAGCGGCAUCGAGAGUGAGAGGCCACGUGGGUUGCAGCUGAUCGAUAAGAAUCCGAUGCGAGAGCGAAGGAAAACUCAAUCUGUGACAUUUCUUCCAAGAGAUAGAAUCUCUCAGAGCGCGUAAAUCGCUCUUUCUCUCUCUUUCUUCUUUCAACGGAAUUUGCUCUGCAAUGUAAACGAGGAGACGCAGGAUCGACUCGGAGAGUUUUCAUCCUGGAAAAGACGGAAGAUGAUUCGGAAGAAAUUUUUAGAAAAAAUUGAAACUUUACAACUGCUCGAUAACUAAUUUGCAUAUUUGUACUUUCUUGCGAGAUAAGAGAGAUUAAGCUUAAAUUCUUCGAAAUCUUAAGGACAGAUGAUGGAGUAUCACAAGUUGCUGAACUUUGAAUUGUAAGAUAUAUUAUUCAGCGAUAAUUGAAGCAAUUGGAUAGCAAGAGGCAAAGCGAAAGAAAGAAAAAGAAAAGCAAACGAGACACAGAGAGAAGAGAGAGCGCGAAAAUUGCUUGUUGCCCGAUUUUUUUUUUCGCGAGAGAGCACAAAAAUGGAGAAUGCACACGAUGACAUCGAUAACAAUCUCUGGGUGUUCGGAUAUGGAUCGCUCUGCUGGCAUCCAGGUUUCUCGUACAUCAGAAGCAUGAUCGGCUAUGUCAAGGGCUUUGAUAGGCGAUUCUGGCAAGGCAACACCACGCAUCGUGGGACGAUCGAGAAGCCUGGACGAGUCGCCACACUAAUCGAGGAUAAAGAGGGAGUAGUUUACGGAAGAGCGUUUCAAGUUCAGGAUAACGAGGCACUAUCCUAUCUGGAGAAUCGGGAAUGCGCUCUGGGAGGAUACCUGACGACCAUCGCGACGUUUCACAGCCGGGACGAGGGCAAGCAGUUUUCCGUCAUAAUUUACAUCGCCACUAACAAGAACGAGCAGUGGCUCGGCGAAGCGUCCUUGCAGAAUAUAGCACAUCAAAUCAUCGAGUGUUCUGGCCAGAGCGGACACAACGUCGAAUAUCUCUUACGGUUGGCGGACUUCAUGCACCGUUACUUGCCGGAGGCGCACGACGAGCACCUUUUCACGCUGGAGAUGCUGGUGCGUUCGCGAAUAAAAGAGGAGAACAUGUGUCUGGCGACGUUGAUGGGUAAUCGCGACUUCGUCAUCGACCUCGACGAAGACGCGGAGCCGGCAGGUAAUGAACGCGCAGAAGCCAACGAUCGGCCGCCCCGCGAGAAUUCCUUCCAGUUCAGCGCACGGAUACCGUCCAAGAGCUUGCGUUGCGUAAAAAUGUAGUUGACCGAAUUCGGGUAAAGUUUUCGAUCGGGGAUACAUACGUCCAAUGCGAAUUGCGAAUGACAGCUUAUUUUCUUGCGCGACGUUCAAGUACAAACGACUAUUUCGACGAAGACGUUAACUGGUAGCGAGAUUACGUUUUUAUAGGAAGUGAAAAUUCUAGGCAAAUCAAAGCUAGUAAAAAAAAGAAUCGAAAACCCUUAAUAAGCUUCGCUAUGUAUAUAAUAUAAUAUAUAAUGUAAUAUAUAUAAUAUAUAUAAUUUUCUCCGUUGGCGAGAACGCUUCUUUUAUCGCCGAUAUGUAUCGGCUUCGGUCUAAAUUUAAAAAGCAGCUGCACAUUCCAUUGGGAAUAUAGUCUCGCUGCCGGUAUACGUCUCUUAUUGUUAGAGGCUAUUCUAUCAUACGUGUUUAUAAGACGGCUGUGUUAAUUUUGUAUCGCGCAACGUGCUGGACACGUGCACGCUUAGAGAUCGUGAACUUCGCCGCUUCCUACUUUAUUAAUGUCAACUUACUCAGCUACGUAUUAUUUUUUUUAAUGUAAGACAUUUCUCAUUCUUAUCUUGGGAAAGCGAGGAUCGUAAUAUGUGCGCGAGCGAAAUAAAGUUGAAAUUGUCUAAAGUCUGAUAUAUACGAAGAAAGAGCGUUUUAGCGAAGCAUAUUUUUUAUAUUGAAAACUGUAGACAUCUCAUUUUUAAGUGUUUAUAAGCAUUCUAAUAUUGCGAAUUUAUACUUUGUACAUAUAUAGUUAAUUUUAUACACUGACGCGCGCGUGCGUCUCUUUCACGCACAUUAGACUACAAUAUAUAUUUCUAUAAUAAAAAUGU
Molecule: messenger RNA, 2820 nt
Organism: Camponotus floridanus (Florida carpenter ant)
Lineage: Eukaryota; Metazoa; Arthropoda; Insecta; Hymenoptera; Formicidae
Product: putative glutathione-specific gamma-glutamylcyclotransferase 2
Exons: 4
Coding region: 1262-1996 (244 amino acids)
Biological process (GO): glutathione catabolic process
Cellular component (GO): cytoplasm
Molecular function (GO): gamma-glutamylcyclotransferase activity; glutathione specific gamma-glutamylcyclotransferase activity
Source: RefSeq, a predicted model, not a curated record